UCAGAGCUCAGUUAUAAAAGUUGUCGGGAAGCUGGAGGCAGAGGCCGAGACCUGGAUCCUGGGAGGCUGCACUCGGGGAGAGAUCUGGACAGGAGGAUGCGGCUGCUCUGGGCGUCCCUGCUGUGCUGGGCACUGCCGCCCCCCACCCAGGGCAAGGCCCACAGCCCGCUCUACCUGCGGGUCAGCAAGGGUCAGCUGCAGACAGACAUUUCAGACCUGUUUGCAGAGCACCAGGUCCUGAGCCGCGUAGUCAGGGUGCCUGUGACAGGGACCCCGAGGGAAGGCGCGACUGUCCUGGACCACCUGCCCUUUGUCAGCAAAAGCCUGUCCAAGAAGAGCAGCGGGCUGGACCUGUCGCUGGUCGGGGACCUGCUCUCGGGGAAGAGCCUCCCUCUGCUGUCGGACCUGUUCCAGGCCGCAGGGUUGGUCAUAGAAGAUGCCAAAGGACCCGAGGUCACCCUGCAAAUCCUAAGCGACAGCCUGCUGCAGGUCACGCUGCGCUGCAAACUGUACCUCUCGCUCCAGGAGAUCCUGCGGCUCAAAGUCAUCAAGAACAUUCGCAUGGGGGUGCGGCUGGAGCAGAUGGGGAACAGGACCACGGUGGCCUUGGAGGAGUGCCACACCCCUCCUGGGAGCCUGAGCGUGGAGAUCCUGGGGCAGACAGACGCCCUCCUGGUGGACAAACCUCUGGAGUUGGUGGCCGGCGUCCUGGACCACUCCCUGCCCUUCCUGCUGCAGAAGAUGGUAUGUCCCCCGGCCACGGCCCUGCUCAGCUCCCUGCUGGAAGACCUACUGACCAUCGUCCUCCCCCCGGCCAUCUCGGGCCCAGAGGACGUCCAAUACUAUGUCACCACCACGGAGUUCAGGGAGGAGGCCAUCCUGAUGAGAGUCCAGCUUGUGACCCCCUGUGGCCCGGGCCAGAGGACUCCAAGGCCUGACCACCUGGCCCCGCGACCCCUCCCACCAUUAGCCCCAGGCAGCAUGGCGGACCUGGUCUUUCAGAUGGAGCUCUACAACGACAUCCUGUCCUGCCUCUACGCGAGCAAGGAAGUCCGCGUGGCCCCCCAGGACCCCGCAGCUGCUGACCUGGUCCAGCUGCUGUCCCCGGGAGAGCUGGAGCCCGGGCCCACGGCUUCUGAUGGGUCCAGAGGGAGCGUGGGACUGACCAUCAACACUCCGGAUCCUCCCACUGUCCAUCUGAACGGCCUCACAGCUACGGUCACCCAGCCGGGCUCCCUGGUACUGCUGGGGCCCAACAACACCUCCAGCUCCAUUUCCUGGAAACUCCUGACAAGGGCUGCAUUUUCCUCCACAAAUCAGAAAUUAAAACUCCAGUUCACUCCAAACAGUGCCGUGGUCACCCUGGGCCCUUACCCGGCUGUUCUCAAGAAGCAGGGAGAAGCCUCCGGGCUUCAACUUGCCCCUUACCCUCCUCCUCACACUGAGCCAACACCAACCGAGCACCGACUCUGCCUGGCCCUGCUCAGGGACGUGUUGGGGAGCAGCGAGAAGGUCCCUGCCCUGUGGAAGGCCUGCGUCAGAGGGGAGGAGCAGCUGCGGGCUUCUCUCUCUGGGUUCCUGAAGAGGAGGUUCCUGCCCCAUCACAACGCGCAGCUCAGAGGACACAGCCUCCUGCUGCCCAACGUCAAGGGCCUCUCCUUCAACCAGGCCCACAUGGACCUCUCCGAGGACUACCUGCUGCUGACCAUUCCAGAGUAGCCGGUUCUGACCCAGGACCAGUCCCUGCCCUCAACCACGCAUGCUCAGGACCUCCAGGUCAAGAAUGGCUGAAUCACCGUGGACUUCUCUGUACA
Marmota flaviventris (yellow-bellied marmot) is the source of this 1814-nucleotide messenger RNA. RefSeq names its product BPI fold-containing family B member 4-like. The record is from RefSeq and is a predicted model, not a curated record. NCBI's taxonomy places the organism in Eukaryota, Metazoa, Chordata, Mammalia, Rodentia, Sciuridae. Gene Ontology annotation, molecular function: lipid binding.